CACUUCCCUAAUCACAUGCUGUUUGUCAGCUGUUUUCGUUCACGUCCGCCUGACGGGAGUGUUUCCUUCAGAAACACACAACCUGAUCUGGAAACGACGAGCGACCUAAACCCCAGGUUCUUAUUGGUUGUAGAGAUGCAGCAUCCCAAUUUUGAAACCACACACCCCUUGCAAGCAGAUGAUCAAGAAACAGGCAUUGAUCCUCUACAAGAUGGGGGAUCAGUCAAGAACAGAGGAACAAUAACCCCUUCUGAGUCUGAAGGUACAUUCAUCUCCUACAGAAAAGAAUGGGAAGAAUUAUUUUUAAACAGUAAUUACCUGGCUAGAAUCCGACAGAAGGGGAUUAAUGGCCAGCUGAGGAGCAGCAGGUACCGCAGUGUUUGCUGGAAGCUUUAUCUUGAUGUUCUUCCUGAAGACAAAAGCCAAUGGAUGAAUAAGACAGUGGAGUUGAGAGCCCAGUAUGAUAAGAUAAAACAAACUCAUAUAAUCAACCCUCGAAAGGCUGCUGGAAAGCAUGACUUGGUUGUGAACAAUCCACUAUCCCAGGAUGAGGGGAGCCUUUGGAACAAAUUCUUCCAAGAUAAAGAACUGCGGGGGAUGGUUCACCAAGACGUCAUGAGAACGUUUCCUGAAAUGCAGUAUUUCCAGCAAGAAAGUGUUCGAGACAUGCUUACAGACAUUCUGUUCUGUUAUGCUCGUGAAAAUGAACAGUUGCUUUAUAAGCAGGGCAUGCAUGAACUGCUAGCUCCCAUUGUCUUCAUCCUACAUUGUGACCACCAAGCCUUUAAACAUGCCAGUGAAACUGGAAACCCAAGUGAGGAAAUGAAAGCCCUUUUAAACCCUGACUUUCAUGAACAUGAUGCCUAUGCAAUGUUCUCACAGAUUAUGGAAACUGCUGAACCGUGGUUUUCAAAUUUUGAGCGUGAAAUUCGAAGGGGAAAGGAAGAGAUGAUAACAAGCAUACCCUUUGCCAGACCACAAGACACAGGGCCCUCUGUUGCAAUUGUAACAAAAGUUAAUCGGAUUCAGGACCAGCUGCUGAAGAAACAUGACAUUGAACUCUACAUGCACCUAAACAGAUUAGAAAUAGCUCCACAGAUUUACGGAAUCCGCUGGGUCAGGCUGCUGUUCGGACGAGAGUUUUCUCUUCAGGACCUCCUGGUUGUCUGGGAUGCUUUGUUCGCAGACAGCAUCACCUUGGAUUUAGUCGACUACAUUUUUGUAGCCAUGCUGCUAUACAUCAGAGAUGCUUUGAUUGCUAGUAACUACCAAACCUGCCUGGGACUGCUCAUGCACUAUCCACCUAUUGGGGAUCUACAUGCCCUCCUCCACAAAGCCCUCUUCCUUCGGGAUCCAAAGAACAACCUUCGACCAGUGAACUACCAGUUUCAACAGAAUUUAGACUAUUACAAAACCUGUGGAGCAGACCUGAUGAAUAAAACUCGUUCCAGUGCCAAGGCUGCUCCACUCAACAUUAACAAGGUGUCGAGCAGUCUGCUGAAUUUUGGCCGGAAGCUGAUCGCCCCUGCUAUUUCAGUCAAUCCAAGUGGUGCAGUCCCUAUCAACAGUGAUGUCAGCGCUGCUCCCCUAGCAGUGACAAGGUCCCUGACUGAAACCUCCCAAAUACCGCAGCAGCAGCAACAUCAUCAUCCACAGCAGCAGCAGCAGCAAAAUCAUCAUCCGCAGCAGAUACAGCAGCAGCAGCAGCAUCAUCCGCAGCAGACGCAGCAGCAGCAGCAGCAACAUCAUCAUCCACAGCAGCAACAUCAUCAUCCGCAGCAGCACAGGCUUUUGAAAUCCGAAAGCAUGCCUGUGCAGCUCAGCAAAGAUGUAGUUACAGGUGGCGGUGCUCAGGUCUCUAUUCCUGCCCAGACUGUAACUGACAUCCAAGGCCAAGGUUCCAGGAAUGUCAGCUCAUCCCCCAGUGCGGAGAGUUUACCAGUCGGGAGGGAGCAUUCAGCAUCUCCGCCUUUAGCUGUGACAAAGAAAGACUCCUUAUUCAACAUCUCUCGCUCCCGCUCUCACAGCAAGACCAUGGGCAAAAAAGAAUCUGAGGAGGACCUGGACGGCCAGAUCUCAUUUCUUCAAGGGCAGCUCAAUGACCUGGAAGCCAUGUCAAAGUACUGUGCUAAGAUGAUGAACGUACACAUCGGUAAAAUACAGGAUGUGAUUUUGCAGGAACAUUUGGAAAAAGAGGAUGAAGUUCUGGUCUCGCUAGCUGGACUUAAACAGAUAAAAGACAUUUUAAAAGGCUCCCUGCGUUUUAACCAGAGCCUGCUGGAGGCUGAGGAGAAUGAGGAGAUCAAAAUCGCUGAUGAUCACUACUGCUCCAGCAGUCACGGUGGAGGAGGAGGCAGACAUGGACACAAGCACAUGGACAAGGAAGCGUUUCUCACUCUCAGACCAAGACAGGCCAAUUCUGAGACAUCCCUGAACUCGGAGGGCAGAAAUUCAGACGAUUACAUUCUGGUAUCUCAAGAGGACGAUGUGGAACAGGAGCAGCGUGAGAAGCCAGACUGUGCUGUCUGUAAUCUGGAGGAUCCACAUUUCCCUAAGGGGCACAAGGUGGCCCUUAAACCUGAUAAAGAGGUCCUUCGUACUGCUGUUUGCUCUGACCCGCUGAUGGGAGCCCCUUCGGGCUCUUCCAGCACGUCCGGUUCCAGCCCUGAGGAUGACAGCAGUAAUAGCAAGGACUCUGACUUCACUAUAGUCAACCCAGUAGACCUGUGAGCCUCUGUUAAUAAAAUACUUAAAAAUCCACCCUAUAACACUUGAGUGCAGGUACCCUCUGUAAUCCACCCUAUAACACUUGAGUGCAGGUACCCUCUGUAAUCCACCCUAUAACACUUGAGUGCAGGUACCCUCUGUAAUCAGGACUUGUGUGUAUUGGUCUCUUACCUCCCCGGACACAUUGACCAAAUGGCCUUUCUACACCUUGUGACCAAAUCCUAGGGCAACCCUAUUUAGGACCUGAUUACUGCCCAGAUUGUAAAUAGCAGACAUGUAAUCGUUGAUCCACAGGUUGCCUUCAUAAACAUGUUCUUCGUGCCCACUCCACUGUGCUGUGUACACUCAGUCCAGGGGGUUUGUGUUGUGGGCUGGGAAUAGCUCAUAGUUGUCUCGUGGCCAGUUGACACCUGCUUGCCUGAUCUUGACCCAUAACUUAACAAAACUACUAACUUAGAACUAUAGUAAUUCAAUUAUUAUUAUUAUUUUUUUUUUAUAGAUGCUUGAUUUCAGUCUAUAAAAAUAUAAAAAAUAAGAGAACAUUUCGUUUCGAACCAGGAUUACACCAGGUGAUAUCUGGAAUACUAGGUGGUCAACCUGUUGAUUUAGCAAAGAGCUUACUAACAGGAUUGGCACAUGCAUAAUGUAGCUUGUUCUCUGCAUUUGAGUGGGGAGUGGGGAGGGGGUUACAGAGAUAAUAAAUAAAUGUAUGUUUGUCUAAGCAAAAUAAACUACUUUAUCAGAACAAAUAAAUUACUACAUACAGUACUUGAACCAACAGCCUUUCAAACUAUAUAUAUAUAUAUAUAUAUAUAUAUAUAUAUAUAUAUAUAUAUAUAAUAUACAUAGUGUGUGUGUGUGUGUGUGUGUGUAGUAAUUAUAAUUUUUUUAAGACACAACAGGUUUUAUAUUGGCACUCCACCACAGCGGAAGAAUAUGUACCAGCUUUAACAGAAAGCCUUUCUUUCCAAGGGUACUUUUGGAGCCGCCUCACCAGCCUGAUAAUUCUACAGAGGACAUUUGCAGUCUUGAAAUGAAUUGCAUUUAAUUUUUUUAAAAUGCAGUCCCAAAUAGAUGACCGAUAGUUUGAAAAAAUAAAUCCUAGUUUCUGUCAUUAUGGUUUUACUGCUUUUUAGAAUGCAAGCUGUGCCUUACAUUGAUCCCAUUUAUUUCAACGUGAUGCAGAUAGUGUUAAAUACAUUAGUACAGAAUGACCUAAGUGGUAUGGUGGGAUUUGUGGAAAUCCUCUUUGAGCCUGUGAUGCUGUUCAAAGAUGAAAGAAAAUGCCAUUAUAUCUUGACCCCAGUGGUAUCCUGCUUCUAAGGGGCUUGUCUGUGUUACUCUGCCAAGUGAUAAAGAAACGGUAGUUAAUUGCAACUGGAAAUUGUUUUUACCAACCUUAUCAUUAGUUGUUUGUCCUGAAGCGUUUUGUUUAACAAACUAGAUUAAUUUAAAGGCUAAAACAUGUUCUGUAUAUCCUCCAUUAAAAAAAACCAUUGACAUGGCAUGCUGCAGUUAAUAAAAUGCUUUGUAUUAUUACUGAUUGAAUGAAUGUGAAGCCUAAGCGUAUUCUGUCCCUGUACAGUAUGUACAGUCUUAUGCAUGUACUGUCAGCUAAAUUUAAAAUGCAAUGCAGAAAUUCUUUGGCUAAGGGAUUUCUUAUGCAGUACAAUUUUACUCAUGAAUGUAUUGGAAAUAACAAUGGUCUAAUUAAAGAAAUGUGACUAAC
Acipenser ruthenus (sterlet) is the source of this 4456-nucleotide messenger RNA. Its product is annotated as TBC1 domain family member 5-like. Gene Ontology annotation, biological process: activation of GTPase activity. The transcript is spliced from 22 exons. Gene Ontology annotation, molecular function: GTPase activator activity. The record is from RefSeq and is a predicted model, not a curated record. The coding region runs from base 16 to 2730 and encodes 904 amino acids. Lineage: Eukaryota; Metazoa; Chordata; Actinopteri; Acipenseriformes; Acipenseridae.